AUGUCCUCAAAGCAUUACUUGAUCCUGCCACGGACCCCGGCAACGACUCUCCAACUCAUCGUCGGCGUCCUCCCUACUCGGCUUCAGCAAACACCAGAUGGCAAACUUACCGAUCACCGCCACGAGGUUGUCGGAUUUCAGCUCCCCGUCAAUCCCGUUCACGAUAACGUGGCCACCAUCGUCGUACAGAUUCCAAUCCACGACCUCCGUGUGCAGGUACCCCUUCUCGGCCGCCGCCAAUUCCGCGACGCAUUUUAG
Messenger RNA from Linum trigynum, 258 nucleotides. NCBI's taxonomy places the organism in Eukaryota, Viridiplantae, Streptophyta, Magnoliopsida, Malpighiales, Linaceae. The record is from the annotation of a GenBank genome assembly.